Molecule: messenger RNA, 6693 nt
Organism: Aspergillus fischeri NRRL 181
Lineage: Eukaryota; Fungi; Ascomycota; Eurotiomycetes; Eurotiales; Aspergillaceae
Product: DNA polymerase epsilon catalytic subunit POL2
Exons: 3
Coding region: 1-6693 (2230 amino acids)
Biological process (GO): mitotic cell cycle; nucleotide-excision repair, DNA gap filling; DNA replication proofreading
Cellular component (GO): nucleus; epsilon DNA polymerase complex
Molecular function (GO): zinc ion binding; DNA binding; DNA-directed DNA polymerase activity
Source: RefSeq, a predicted model, not a curated record
AUGCCUACGCGACAACCCAGCAAGUAUGGCAACAAGUUCCGGUCCAGUUCUGCGAGCUUCAAGCCCAAACGUACAAAGACAGUCGAAUUUUCGUCGUUAAGGUCGACCGAAGCUACGUCCCAAGAUGAGAAAUUCGAGGCGGUUCGACUGGCGAACAGCAUCGACGAAGCCUUGGGUUUCCCGCGCUUCGAAUCCGGCGAGAAGAGGGUCGGCUGGCUCAUCAAUAUGCAUAGCACCUCGAUAGAAGAUCCGAAUGUUCCUGGAGGACGUGCUGGGGUGGAUUACUAUUUUUUGGAGGAUGGAGGUGGUAGCUUCAAGGCGACGGUGGAGUACGAUCCGUACUUUCUCCUCGCUGUGAAGAAAGGUCAUGAAGCGGAAGUCGAAGAAUGGUGCCGGAGGAUGUUCGAGGGACUGAUCAAGAAGAUAAAAAGGAUAAAGAAGGAGGAUCUCCAGUUGCCGAACCAUUUACUCGGGCAUCGUCGAACGUUCCUUCAGCUCAACUUUGCAAAUGUGAGCCAUCUACUGGACGUUCGUAAGACGCUGCUUCCACUGGCAGAGAAGAACAAGAAAAAUGUGAAUGUAAUGGAUACUUAUGCAGAGAUUUCCAGCGCAAAUGCCGGAUUCGAUCUCUUUGAUGAUGAACUGAUUAACGAGUCACGACCUAACGGCAAUAUGAAUGCGAGUGAUUAUAUUAUUGAUAUUCGAGAAUAUGAUGUUCCCUACCAUGUUCGGGUGGCAAUCGACAAAGAUAUCCGAAUUGGAAAAUGGUACACCGUUGAAGCGAAGCACGGUGUUAUCUCCUUGACCUGCCUAGAAGAACGACUUCAGCGUGCUGAUCCAGUGAUUCUCGCCUUCGAUAUCGAAACGACAAAAUUACCGCUGAAGUUCCCCGAUUCUGUGAUCGACCAGAUAAUGAUGAUUUCCUACAUGAUUGAUGGCCAAGGAUUUCUGAUAACGAAUCGAGAGAUAGUGUCCGAAGAUAUUAACGAUUUUGAGUAUACACCCAAGCCCGAGUACAGCGGGCCAUUUAUGAUUUUCAACGAGCCUAAUGAGCGAAGCGUCAUCGAGCGCUUUUUCGAGCACAUCAAAGAAGCAAAGCCGACGGUCAUUGCCACAUACAACGGUGACUUUUUCGAUUGGCCAUUCGUCGAAGCUAGAGCGAGCGUGCUUGGAAUUGACAUGUACAAGGAGAUCGGCUUUCGCAAAAACAGCGAGGAUAUCUACCAAAGCGACCACUGUGUGCAUAUGGAUUGCUUUGCCUGGGUGAACCGUGACAGUUACCUUCCUCAAGGAAGCCGUGGUUUGAAAGCUGUCACUGUUGCGAAGCUUGGUUACGACCCUGACGAGCUUGAUCCAGAGCUGAUGACUCCUUAUGCAAGCGAACGCCCCCAAACUUUGGCUGAAUACUCAGUUUCAGAUGCCGUGGCGACAUAUUAUCUGUAUAUGAAAUACGUGCACCCGUUCAUCUUCUCGCUUUGUACAAUCAUUCCACUCAACCCUGAUGACACGCUGCGGAAAGGAACCGGAACACUCUGUGAAAUGCUGCUAAUGGUGCAAGCAUACAAGGGCGAAAUUGUACUUCCAAACAAGCACAAAGAUCCCCCGGAGUCGUUCUACGAGGGCCAUCUUCUGGAAUCAGAGACCUAUGUCGGUGGUCACGUCGAAAGUAUCGAAGCAGGUGUAUUUCGAAGCGAUAUCCCUGUCACAUUCAAUAUCGAUACCACUGCUAUUGACGAACUACUCCGAGAUCUCGAUGCGGCAUUGAAAUUUAGUAUUGAGGUCGAAGAGAAGAAAUCCAUGGACGAUGUGGUAAAUUAUGAGGAAGUCAAGGCACAGAUCGCAGAACGCUUGGUCAAUCUCAGGGAGAAGCCACACAGGGACGAGGUCCCUUCCAUUUACCACUUGGACGUUGCUUCCAUGUAUCCCAAUAUCAUGAUCACCAACCGAUUGCAACCGGACUCCAUGAUCCAGGAAUCUGAUUGCGCUGCUUGCGACUUCAACAGGCCUGGGAAGACGUGUGACCGGAGAUUACCGUGGGCUUGGCGUGGUGAGUUCCUACCAGCCAAGCGGGACGAAUACAACAUGAUCAGACAAGCUGUUGCAAAUGAGCGGUUCCCUGGGCGAACUAAGAACAGCCCGAUGAGGUCCUUUGGCGAGAUGAGCGUCGAGGAACAAGCUGCCAUUAUCAAGAAGCGCCUUCAAGAUUAUAGCAAAAAGAUUUAUCACAAGAUUCAUGAUAGCAAAACCAUUGUGCGCGAGGCAAUCAUCUGCCAACGUGAGAAUCCUUUCUAUGUGGACACUGUUCGCAGCUUUCGUGAUCGACGGUACGAUUUCAAAGGAAAGCAGAAAGUCUGGAAAGGGAAGACUGAAGCCCUCAAAGCAGCAGGUGCUUCUGCUGCGGAGGUUGAAGAAGCAAAGAAGAUGAUUGUGCUGUUCGACUCAUUACAACUUGCCCACAAAGUCAUCUUGAACAGUUUUUAUGGUUAUGUCAUGAGAAAGGGAUCUCGGUGGUACUCGAUGGAAAUGGCCGGUGUGACGUGUCUUACUGGCGCUCAUAUUAUCCAAAUGGCAAGAGAGCUCGUUGAACGUAUCGGCCGGCCACUGGAACUCGACACCGACGGUAUUUGGUGUAUGCUCCCAGGAAGUUUUCCCGAGGAUUUCUCGUUCACUCUGAAGAACGGCAAGAAGCUUGGUAUAUCAUAUCCCUGCGUCAUGCUAAAUCACCUCGUGCAUGGCAAAUACACCAAUCACCAGUACCAGACACUUGUCGACCCGAAGACGUUCCGAUAUGAAACGCAUAGCGACAACUCUAUCUUCUUUGAAGUCGAUGGCCCUUACAAAGCGAUGAUCCUCCCCACGUCGAAAGAAGAAGAUAAGAACUUGAAGAAGCGCUAUGCUGUUUUCAAUCAUGAUGGAUCCUUGGCUGAAUUGAAGGGCUUCGAAGUCAAGCGAAGGGGAGAGCUGAAGUUGAUUAAGAUAUUUCAGACUCAAAUCUUCCGCUUCUUUUUGGAAGGAUCCACCCUGGAAGAAACAUAUGCUGCUGUCGCUCGAGUCGCUGAUAGAUGGCUAGAUGUCCUCUAUGAACAUGGCGCAACACUGGCUGAUGAGGAGCUUAUUGAACUCAUUUCUGAAAAUAGGAGCAUGACAAAGACUCUGGAAGAAUAUGGGAAUCAGAAGUCAACAUCCAUCACGACGGCACGGCGGUUAGCAGAAUUCCUGGGAGAGCAGAUGGUGAAGGACAAGGGUCUCAACUGCAAGUACAUCAUCUCUGCGAAGCCAAGGAACACACCUGUCACCGAGCGAGCCAUUCCAGUGACGAUAUUCUCAGCGGAAGAGCCAGUCAAACGAUUCUUUUUGAGGAAAUGGUUGAAAGACGAUCCCGGAGAUAUGGAUCCUCGAAGCGUCAUCGAUUGGGACUAUUACCUCGAGCGAUUGGGCUCCGUUGUACAGAAACUGAUCACCAUUCCCGCUGCUCUUCAGAAAGUCCGCAAUCCAGUCCCCCGAGUAGCCCACCCUGACUGGCUCCAACGGCGGAUCAAUAUGAAGGAGGACAAGUUCAAGCAGACAAAGAUGACCGAUAUGUUUGGGAAGACAGAAAAGAACCCACUUUCCGACAUCUCAACAAACAUCCUGGAUCAUCGUGUCCAGCAUCACGGCGACAUUGGGGAAGCUGUUGCGAAUUCGACGCAGAAACUGAAGUCGUCACCGAACGGCAAGAUCUCACAGAAAAGAAAACACCCUGAGGGUCUGACAAAGACCUUGCUUGAUCCUUUUGCCAGCCUUCCAGCCAAAAUGCCUUCGUUGAACGACGACUACGUUGAAUUCUUGAAGUAUCAGAAGCAAAAAUGGAAAAUUCAGAAGCAAGCUCGAGCUCGCCGUCGCCAGCUCUUCGGAGAACGCGUAAACGUGGCAACUGAUUCUUUAAGCAAUCUCUUCAGGAAUCAAGCAGAGCUGCUGUACAUUAAUACGUGGCAAGUUCUUCAGCUCUGUGAAACAGGUAGACCUGGCAUUGUCCGGGCAUUCGUCUUGAUUGACCGGAAAGUCCAUGCCCUUACAGUCAAGGUUCCCAGACAGAUCUACGUCAAUCUGAAACGGGACUCUCUGCCAGAUGUUGAUGUUCCAGACUGUGAGGUGGAAAAGGUCAAUCACACUUUGCCCAACGGACAUCCUUCGGUUCAUCUAUUCAAAUUGACAUUGUCCGAAGACACAUACCUGCGAGAAACAGACAAAAUAGACGCUCUUCUCCAACACCCCAGCAUCGAAGGAGUCUACGAGAAAAACAUCCCUCUGAGUGUCCGCGCUGUUUUAAAGCUGGGCAGUGUAUGCACCUUCGAUGAAGAACAACGCGGAGUUCUUGGUGAGGGAUUAGAUCGAGGAUUCAAUCUCUCGACGUUAUGCCAUACAACUCCUGAUGAACCUUAUCUUCUGAACUCACCCUUGGUUUACCAUUACCUCUACCAUGUCCUCUCGGGUGAUAGGCAGAUAUUCGCUUUGUUUUCGACCACAAAGAGCGAAGCACACAUUGUUAUCCUCAAUCGCACGAGGGAUGUUCAAGGCCUGCCGAACGUUGACAAGAUAUACACAGAGCUUCGUGCGCGCACAAUGGAAAAUAUGGGAGGAGACCAGUCCCAGAACGCGUUCGAAUAUCAGGAGAAGAUUCAUUUCAAGACCACCCAAGUGACGACUAGGAGGAAGGCGUAUCUGGAGAUUGGAGACUUGAUCAAGAAACUCAAAGGCGAAGAAACUCAGCCCGCCAUCAUGGUCAUACAAUCCCAUCAAAGACACCGCCUGUGCCAUGAUAUUCCCAUCUUGAAAGAGUACCCGGUUCUUCCGGUAAAGCCCGAAGUGUCGGAUAUGGACCUUCCACCUUUGGGCUGGCAAUCAUUUAUUGCUAAGCGACUGGUGACGCACUACUUGUAUCUUGCUUCUUGGAUUCAACACUUGACCAUGCUGGCUAGAUAUGGUGACGUACCUCUUUGCAAUCUCGAGAAUGACGAUCCUCGGUAUCUCAUUGAUAUCUCAUAUGCAAGACGACUCCAACAAAACAAUGUUGUCCUCUGGUGGUCUAAUGGUCCAAGACCUGAUCACGCGGGUUACGAGAAAGACGAUGUUACAGGCCCCCUGGAGAGAGUUUCGAUGCCGUCAGUCAACGUGCCCAGCGCAUAUAACACUGUCUGCAUUGAAUUGGAGGUUCGUAACCUCUCAAUUAACACCAUUUUGACCUCCUCGAUCAUCAAUGAAAUGGAGGGGGCAGACACUCUUCUGGCAUCGUCAGAGCCCUCAGCGGACGCAAAUGGCUCUGGCGUUCUCUACUCGGAGAAGGCAUUUGCUUCAGCUGGCGCCGUCGUGCUCCGCGAAAUGGUGAAGCAUUGGUGGUCAGAGGCUUGUGAAGGGAAUAAUAUGGCCGAUAUUAUGGUGCAGCAUUUGAUUCGAUGGGUUGAGAGCCCGGUUUCAUGUCUCUAUGAUCGAUCAUUGCACAAUUAUGUGCGCAUGCUGUCCAGGAAAUCAUUUCAGCGGCUCAUGGCUGAGUUCAGGCGUGUCGGUUCAAAUGUCAUAUUUGCGAGCCCUACCCGUCUUUUGCUCCAGACUACGAAGACAGAGGUGGGAAACGCAUAUGCAUAUAGCCAAUAUGUCCUGAAGUCCAUCCGCGCGAAUCCGUCAUUCCAUUUUAUCGAUCUUGAGAUCAAAGAGUACUGGGAUUAUCUCGUUUGGUACGACGAAUACAAUUAUGGUGGCAAGGGAUGCCGAGAAGUAACCGGAUCGGAGGACCAGGAGCUCGAGACUGUGAUGCAUUGGCAGCUUAGUCGCUUUCUACCAGCUCCCAUGCAAACGAUUUUCCAUGAUUGGGUUGUGGAGUAUAUCGAACUCAUGCAUGUUCUCAAACGGCCCGAUUCUGAUGAUUCAUCUACACCUCGUCUUACACAGAUUCCAAUUGGGCACCAUAAUGAAGAUAAUGACGAAAUUACGUCAAUCCUGGCGGAAAAGUUCUCAAAGCCUCUCAAGAAGCAGAUCUCCGGCCUCAUUCGGCGUCAACGAGAUGAACUGCUUCAUCCGGAGCUGGCAUCCGACUACGUCUUCCCCGUCCUUCCUGGAGUCCUAGUGGAUCCCAACAACGACAAGCGCAACCCUGUUCUUGAACUCGUCAAAUUGUUGAUGCAGGUUUUGAGUCUGUCGAAGACCACAACUCUAGAGACUCGGCUGCUGCGUCGGGAGCUCUUAGCGAUGUUCGAAGUACGUGAGUUCAGCAAAGAAGGCCGGUUCGAGAAUCCAGGGGCAAGUCUGAAGCUUCCUGAGCUUUCCUGCAAUGCCUGCUGUCUGAUCCGUGAUUUGGACCUGUGCCGGGACGAAGAUGUGCUCCCAGAGAUCGGGUCAGACCCAAACAAAGCAGCGCCCAAGCCUUGGCGGUGCCCUUUCUGCCAAACAGAGUACGAUCGACUAGCACAGGAAGAGGCCCUCAUCGGCCAAGUUCAGGGAUUGAUUGUCGGUUGGCAGACACAGGACCUCAAAUGCUCCAAGUGCGGGGGUCUCAAGAUCAGCGAUUUCAUGGAACAUUGCUCAUGCAGUGGUCACUGGGUGGAAACAAUGGACCGAAAAGAGGUGGAGAAGAAGCUUCUUCUUUUGAACAGCGUAGCCAAAUUUCAUGGCUUGAAGCUCCUGGAAAGUGUUGUGCAGGGUGUCCUUGAGCAAAUGUAA